GAUAGAGAGAUCAGUGAUUUUUGUUCUAAUCAAUUUACAUUAUGAAUCAUCAAAAUUUUUUAGUUUCUUGGUUCCUAAUGGGCUUUUAUUAUUUGUUCCUAGGCCAGGAUGAAGUCUGUCCAGUUUUGUUUCCUUUUCUGUUGCUGGAAAGCAAUCUGCUGCAGUAGCUGUGAGCUGACCAACAUCACCAUUGCAGUGGAGAAAGAGGAGUGCCGUUUCUGCAUAAGCAUCAAUACCACCUGGUGUUCCGGCUACUGCUACACUAGGGAUCUUGUUUAUAAGGACCCAGCAAGGCCCAACAUCCAGAAGAUAUGUACCUUCAAGGAGCUGGUGUACGAGACAGUGAGGGUGCCUGGCUGUGCUCACCAUGCAGACUCCCUGUACACAUACCCAGUGGCCACUGAAUGUCACUGCGGCAACUGUGACAGUGACAGCACUGACUGCACUGUACGAGGCCUGGGGCCCAGCUACUGCUCCUUCGGUGAAAUGAAAGAAUAAAGAAGAGUGGACAUUUCAGACUACCUACUCAUGUUUGUGUGUGUGCCCUGUGCCAGGCUGCAAACCACUGGGCCAGGAGAUCAUCAGACCCCAACAAUCCCUGCUCUACUGGCAGAGGGGGAGUUCCAGGAAUUGAGAUCACUGGGCCAGAAUGCUGUCACCAUUCUGUCCUGUACUCUUAGUCUGCUUCUGUAAGUUUUAUUAAGUCUUAACUCAACUCUUGAGUGUUUUGCUCUCCAGUAAUCUUAGAAAUUCUAUCAGGCAAACCCGCUUCAUAGGGACAAGGAUCUGUAGGCCCAGAGGUAGGAAAUGAUAGUGGGAACGAGUGAAAGAACGAAAUGCAGCACAGUAUUCUGCUAGACUCCGGGGCUUCAAGAGCAGGGCCAGAAACCUCUUCAUGAAUGUAUCCUCAGGGCCCAGCACUUUUCCUGGAACCUAGUGAGGAACUCAACAUGGCUUCCUUAAGGAAAAGUAAGAUUAAAAACAUAGAGGAUGGGAACACACUGAAAGAAAUGUUUGAAGAUGGCUGACGAGGCUGUCUUUCCAGUCUAUGGAAGUAGGGGCAUCACUUAGACUGUGCCCCUCCUCUGAGACACAGGGCAUUCAGACAGGAUGUGUGUCUCAGAAAGCCAAGUUGAGAUGGCAGAGAGUGAGACCUGAGCUCGGAUUUUCCAAGCCCUUCAGUGAAUGGCAAAAGCAAGAAAUGUUAAUACAGGACUAUGGACAUUAACCCGUAUCUAUUUGUCACUUUAAAGAAAUUGAUCAGAUGUUAUUAGGCUCCUGCAAAACUCCUUUUGGGCAUGAGGAAAAAAAUUAUAUCAACCUGUACUCUCCAGGUUCUAUUCCUUUGGAGAGAGGGGAUAUUAGGAAAUCAGUUUGAAAGCAGUUUCAGCAACUUAAUACAUUUGUAACUUAUCUAGAAAUAUGUUUAUAUAAAGAAAUAGGUCUUUUAGAAAAAAUUAGCUAGGAGGAAGGAAAUUGCUGCUUUCUAAGAUCCUUUCUAUUUGUUUUCUUUGUUGUAUAUUCAUGUUCUCUCUCAAAUGUAUAAUUUUUCCAUAAGGUAUUGAAAGUAUUUCAUGAGUUGAGUCUUUUAAAGAUGUUAACCUUCAGUUAUAUACUUGUUUCACAUAUUGUUUAAAUUAUUUAAAUCUUAUUUUUUUAAUAAAGAUAUUAGUCAUGUGAGUCAUUGAUUUGUAUUGUUUCAAAUACAGAUAACUUACAUGUGUACAUUUAUAAAAUUAGUAGAAAACAAAAUAUAAUACUUUGUGCUUCUGCAA
Oryctolagus cuniculus (rabbit) is the source of this 1775-nucleotide messenger RNA. Lineage: Eukaryota; Metazoa; Chordata; Mammalia; Lagomorpha; Leporidae. The record is from RefSeq and is a predicted model, not a curated record.